UAAGGGUGAAUAGGAAUCCCAGCCUUUUUCCUUUUUGACACCGCCGGGCUUCUGUACUCUUUUGAGACAAUCGCUGGUAGCAAACCAACGAUAACCCUCAGCCCCUUUGCGAACAGGUGAAAGUAUCCUCAGGCAGUUUUCAUUUUGCCUUCUCGCGAUGGCAUCGUCUGCAAUGAUCACAGUCCCCACCACAGCAUCCCGCUUUGCCCUGCUACAGAUAGAUUCAGAUUCGGAUUCGGACACCUCCGAGUCGGGGAAGGCUACCACCAAAACUGGACGGGACUCCUCUGGGAAGCCCCGACAAGGAAAAGCAGGUGCAGCCGGAGGGAAAGCUGCUCAGGGCAAUGACAAGAAGAAAGACAAGAAGAAGAAGAAGAAAGAGCAGCAGCAGAGUGAGGCAAAUGAGUUGCGUAAUCUGGCCUUCAAAAAGAUUCCUCAGAAAUCUUCUGCCCCUUCUCCCUGUAUGACGCUGUCAGGAAUAGCCAGUGAACUUCUCAAUCCUACGUCGGUGGACCAUGAUACACCGUCGGAGGGUUGGCAGCAGUGGAAGCAGAGAGACGAGCAGAUAACCACAGAACUAUAUGAGGCAGACUUGGAAAAGGCCUUGAUUUUAAGUAAACUGGAGUAUGAACAACAGAAGCAGAGCAACACAAACACGUCCUCGCCAAAGUCACGGGCAGGAAAAGAAGGUGGAGGCAAGAAGGACAAAAAGAAGAAUCAGCAGGCAAAAGACAAAAAGACAGUUUCUCUGCAAGACUUCCAGGCUGAAAGCAGUGCAGAAAAUUUAAGUAGAAAACAAGAGAAAGAGGACUCCAGAACGGCUAAUUUAGCAUUGGGAGUCGGGCAGGAUGACCGUUUUUUUAAUAAGUUGGAAGAUGAUGUCAGUCGGAUAAUCCAACGGGAGAAAAGACGCGAGCAGUAUACGAACAGCCAGGGACAAGAAGUCAGCACAUCAACAGAACAUGAACCAGACCCCAGAGCGGAGCAGCUGAAGUAUGAGCUGGAGAAGAAAGAUCAGGAAAUUGAUAAGCUGAAAAAAAACAUUUCACAGUGGGAGGUAAAAUACAAAGAGGUGAAAGCAAGAAAUGCUCAGCUGCUGAAGAUGCUGCAGCAGGGAGAGAUGAAAGACAAAGCAGAAAUUCUUCUACAGGUAGAGGAGCUACUGCAUAUUAAAGAAGAGCUGUCUUCACAGGUAACAUUAUUGCACGCUGCCCUCGAACAAGAGAGAUCUAAAGUAAAAGGACUGCAGUCAGAACAACCAAAGCACCAGGGAAACAAGAAAGGGAAGAAAGGCUCAGAGGCAGAUCUAUGAAGGUUUCAGAAGGAAAAUGCCUGAAAACAAAAUGAAAUAAACAAAUGAAGAAACCCCUGAAGAAUAUUCCCACUAUUGAUCGAAAUCAGGGUUCUUUUUUUUUUUUUUUUUAAAUCUUAGACUCCUGGUCAGCCUGUAAUGCAUGCCCUCCCCAAACACACACACACACA
Molecule: messenger RNA, 1482 nt
Organism: Pelmatolapia mariae (spotted tilapia)
Lineage: Eukaryota; Metazoa; Chordata; Actinopteri; Cichliformes; Cichlidae
Gene: gkap1
Product: G kinase anchoring protein 1
Exons: 12
Coding region: 158-1312 (384 amino acids)
Biological process (GO): signal transduction
Cellular component (GO): Golgi apparatus
Source: RefSeq, a predicted model, not a curated record